CAAGAAAAAAAUGAGCCAACAACAACUUCAAAGGCCUGAAACAGAGCAGCCCCUAAAAUACGGCGACUUUUUUAAUGUAAAAGGUGAGUUAGCUGAUCAACCAAUUGCACCGCAAGAUGCAGCCAUGAUGCAAAGUGUUGAAGCCAUGGUAUUUGGGAAAAACCAAAAGGGUGGUCCUGCCUCUGUAAUGCAGGCUGCUGCUGCCAAAAACGAAAGAAGUGGGCAUGUUAGUCAUGAAGAUACCACUCAACUUGUUGGUGAUGAAGGUGUUACUGUUGCUGAAACCAAACUCCCCGGUAGACGUAUAAUUACCGAAUCAGUUGCCGGACAGGUAUUGGGGCGAUAUGUUGAGCCUCUUCCAGUAACAGCAGCAGCAGCAACAGAGGGAGAUGUGGAGGAAGCGCCUAUAACAAUAGGAGAAGCUUUGGCAGCAACAGCCCUUACAGCAGGGGAGAAACCGGUGGAACAGAGCGAUGCAGCCGCAAUACAAGCGGCUGAAGCUAGAGCCACCGGUUCUAGUGUUGUAACCCCUGGAGGAUUAGCUGCCACAGCUCAAUCAGCAGCAUCGGCUAAUGAAGGAUUGGCUCAAGAUGUUGAUAAAAUCAAAUUAAACGAUGUCUUAACUGGUGCGGCUGCAAAAUUACCGGCAGAUAAGGCAGCGACAAGGCAAGAUGCACAAGGGGUGAUGGAGGCGGAGUUACGGAAUAAUCAAAGCCUGACAGCUUAUCCUGGCGGAGUAGCUGCAUCUGUGGCUGCAGCUGCAAGACUAAAUGAAAGAAGUUCAUAAUUAAGCUUGGCUCACAAUGUGUAUAAUAUU
Solanum verrucosum is the source of this 817-nucleotide messenger RNA. Its product is annotated as late embryogenesis abundant protein D-34-like. The record is from RefSeq and is a predicted model, not a curated record. Lineage: Eukaryota; Viridiplantae; Streptophyta; Magnoliopsida; Solanales; Solanaceae. The transcript is spliced from 3 exons. Bases 11 to 787 code for a protein of 258 amino acids.